AUGCUUAUUUCUAAGUAUCUCGCCGUACUUACCAUAUCAUCUGUCUUCUGUUUAAGAAAUAAUACCAUAUCAUCUCACCAUGGAAGGUGCUUGGCUCUGGACGAAGUGGAAGAUGAACAUAUCGUGAACUUAGAUGACAUAGAAACGAUACAAGGCCAUAGUAGUGAAUUGGAUAACGAAUCAAAUGACCAAUUAAAUGAGGAAUGGGGUGAAUGGCAGUUGACUUUUGAGGAAGAAUUUCAAAACUUUUUGCUGUCCUUAGAAAAUAAUGCAAGCGACAUGUUGCAAGAGGAAAAGAAUGAAUGGGAUUACUGGAUCGAAAAAAUGCAAAAUAAAUGGUCACGUUUUCAUGGAAUAAUGAGUGAAUCAUACAAAUCUUAUAUUUAUAAUAAAUCCGCAACAUGGACUGAAGCAGAUUGGAAAACGUGGAUUCACACUGAUUGGAAAGAUUACAUGGAAAUAGACUGGCAUAGAUGGAUAAAUGAUGUCGAAUACGAUUUAGAUAAAUUAAUAGAUGAGAGAUGGGAACAAUGGAAGACGCACCAAAUUAUGACAUGGUUAAUGAGUAAUUGGACAGAUGAAGAACAGCAGUAUAUUGAUAAGUUAGAAUUCGGAAAAUAUUCAAAUAAAAAAGAAAUGGAACAUUUUGUGAAGAGGUGGAAUAAAAUAAUUCAAUGGAAAACAGAAAAAUGGGAAAGUUGGAUACAAGAUAAAGAGGGUUUCAUCACAAACAUUAAGAACGAAAAAUGGUUACAAUGGAAAGAUGAUCAUUACUUUUUAUUUAAUAAUUGGAGAAACGACUUUAUUGAAGAUUGGAUAAGUAAAAAGCGGUGGUUGUUAUGGAGUGCAGGCAGAAGAAACUGA
Molecule: messenger RNA, 864 nt
Organism: Plasmodium vivax (malaria parasite P. vivax)
Lineage: Eukaryota; Apicomplexa; Aconoidasida; Haemosporida; Plasmodiidae
Product: tryptophan-rich antigen (Pv-fam-a)
Exons: 2
Coding region: 1-864 (287 amino acids)
Source: RefSeq, a predicted model, not a curated record